Helicoverpa zea (corn earworm) is the source of this 2802-nucleotide messenger RNA. RefSeq names its product follistatin-A-like. The record is from RefSeq and is a predicted model, not a curated record. Gene Ontology annotation, molecular function: extracellular matrix binding; collagen binding; protein binding. Gene Ontology annotation, biological process: anatomical structure development. NCBI's taxonomy places the organism in Eukaryota, Metazoa, Arthropoda, Insecta, Lepidoptera, Noctuidae.
GCGCCGGCUCCUCGCAGGGGAACAGCGUCGCAUGCGUGCUCGGCUGCAGCGCUCACUUGUUGCAGGAGGCGGAGUCGCGGCACACGUGCGCGGCGGCGCGACGCUCGGCGCCAGUGCCGCGGCGGCCGGCGUGGAGCGCACAGCGCCGCACGCGCCGGCAUGCCACGCUAGGAGCAUGCGGCUGCCCCUGCUGCCGCUGCUCGUGCUGCCGCUCGUGCUUGCGCGCCCGGCAGCAGCCGGGAUCUGCUGGACGGGGAUGGACCGCGGCGGGCGCUGUAGCUCGGUAGCGGCCCUGCGCGUGGGCCGCGCCGAGUGCUGCGCCGGCGCCUCUCGCGCGCCAGCCGCCUGGAGCCCCCGCGAUCUCGACAGCGGCGAGAUAUUCUUCUACAAGGCGCUCUCUGGAGGAGUGCCCUGUGUUGCUUGUGCUGAAUCAUGUGCCGGAGUAUCGUGCGGCAACGGCCGACGCUGCGUGGUGCGCGGCGGGCGCGCUCGCUGCGUCUGCGCCGCCGCGUGCCGCCGCGUCGGCGCCGUGUGCGGCAGCGACGGCCGGACGUAUCCGUCGCUCUGCCGGCUGCGGCGCCGGGCCUGCCGGAGGCCCGCCAAACACCUCGUGCUUGACUAUCCGGGACCUUGCCAAGAGGGCAGUUGCGAGGGCGUCCGUUGCGGCGGCGACAAGCGCUGCGUGCUGGACGCGGAGCUAGGCGCGCACUGCGUCCGCUGCGGCGCGUGCGGCGUGGCCGGCUCGCCCGUCUGCGCCGUCGACGGACGCACUUACGCGGGUGCCUGUGCUCUGCGGAGGGCGGCCUGUGAGAGGGGCAGAGCACUACCGCUGGCCUAUAGAGGCCCUUGUAUAGCGAACGCGACAUGCGCGUCGAUAUCGUGCGGCGCGUCGCAGCGCUGCGUGUCGGGCGGCGCGUCGGGCGCGCGCUGCGUGUCGUGCGGCGGCUGCGGCGCGGCGGCGCGGCGGCAGCUGUGCGGCAGCGACCGCCGCACCUACCCGUCCUGGUGCCGCCUGCAGCGAGCCGCCUGCCACGCCGGACGCGUCGUCGAUCCGCUGCAUACUGGACCCUGCAAAGGCAACAAAAACAUAACGGACAAUAGUGUGAUUGAGAGAAGUGUGAGCGAAGUGGACACCACGCGCGUCCUAUAGUCAUAGACUAGUAUCGUGGAUGGUCCACCGGCUUCGUAGUGGUUCGAGCUGACGUCUGCCCACUGUGCAACCAGUCGGUACAUCUACAAGUUAAGCGUUUCCUUCUCAGCGAGGACAAAGGGUCAUCGUUCAAUACUCAUUGCUAACAAAUGCAGCGGUUUUAGCUCAACAUUGCAAACAAUUCAUAAUAUCUAGUUGCUAGUACAUCUACCCAAAUUUUGUAGAACUUUACGUAAACCAGGUCUAAUUCUAUCAGCUUAUACCCCCUCCAACUUGCAGUGACCGCUUGCAUAUGACUCAAAAUCAUGUCAGAUCUACUCAAAUUCAAAAAUUCUUAGCUAGUUUAGACUUAGAGAAAUCUGUCAAGCCUGAUGCACCCUUUCAAACUUUGUAGAUAAAUAAUUCUAUAUACCUAGAUUUAAAUAAUUAACACUUACAUUAUUAAAUUUGAGCACCAAAUCGUACUUAAUAUUUAGUCAAAAUGUUAAACAUAGGGACUGUAGUUAGCACAAUAUUUGGAACUUAGGUACUUUCUAUAUAAAUAAAUUCUAAUUUCCGUAUUGUUGAACGUCGCUACUAUGAACGAAGCUCGUAUUAGGAUGAAAUGUUACUUUCAUCGGACUGACAUAUUGUUCUUAAAAUUUAAUUAACUCUUAGUACUUUAAGACUUAAAUAAUUUUACUUCACGAGAUGUGGUUAACGCUUAAUGCAAUAUUUAUUAUUAAGUUACGAGUAUGAAGUUUAGUGCAAUAAUUUUAUUGAAAAUUGUAUGAAAUUUAUGUUAUAUGUUUUGUUUUGUUUGUCUUUACACAUGGCUCGUGAUGCGUAGCACAAGAAACGUCAAAACGUCAUUCGGACAUGUUUACAGUGUUAUACAAUACGUUUUCAGUAUUAUGUGUAUGUAAGAUUUUUAGACUAUCGUUAUUUUCGAAACAUUUUACAUUGAAAAUUAAGUGAUUUUUAUAGACUGUAGGUAAAAAGUAAUUUAUUGUUACUUUUAAAUUAUUUCCAAAAAUGUUUCCAAGACUAUUUGUAUGUGAGUUUUAUCUUCGUGAAUUUCUCAAAUGAAUCAAAGCAAUGUGUGAUGUCAAAGUAGUAGAAACAACUGUCUCGGCGUCCUUCCUAGCUUUAAAUAGUUACAAGUUUUUCUACUAUUCAUUAUAUCAUGUAAUGGUAUUAAUUCAGGACAGCGGAUGACGAAGCUUUAAUGCAUACUUAAUACUUUAACUGUAUCCAUGGACUUGGACUGUUAACGCUACUUAUGUUUAGUCUGGCCGUUGGAUAGGUCGCGCGAUGCAUACAAUGCCGUAGAGUUCACGCCUGUUUCUGAAAUGCGAAGAGUGAAAGCGCAGCUCAAUAGUUGUUGAAGUCAUUGUAUAGUCAUAAAAGCUUAAUAAUUAAUUAUAUUAUGUUAUUUUUUAUUCGAACGAAAAAUAAUUAUUGUUUAUAUUUGUACUUAUUUUUAAUAUUGUGAACAAAACAAUACAUAAUACAGUAGCUCGGCUCUUGUCAAUUAUUUCCUAGUGCUAAUCACGUUGUUAACUGUGUCUGACUAUAAUAAUACUAAAUUGUUGUAGUUGAAUUCAUUGCAAACAUUAGAUGAUUUGUAUAAUAUAUUGUCCUUGUUUCUUCAUAAAUAUUUUACACUGGUA